AUCAAAAUAGAGUUUUAAUCGUAUAUACGGGUGGAUCAAAUUGAUUUAAACCCGUGAUUAAAUGAGUGAUACAUAAUGUAGAAUCGAUUCAUAUAUUGUGUCAGGAUUGUGUAGCAUAAACAGUUUGUACAAUUAUAUAAAUUGGUAUGCCCGUUAAUUGCAUGAAUGUGUACGUCUCGGAUAUUCUUGUACUGGAUAUUGUUUAAGCUAUAUGUGUCCUGUAUAAUAAAAUUAUGGAUAUAGCACGAGUUGGCAUCCGCGUUGUCAGAGGUCCCGACUGGAGCAAGGGUGAAGAGGAUGGGGGUGAAGGUCACGUGGGUACAGUUAAAGAUGUUUACGCUAACAAGACUGUCGGAGUCUUUUGGGACAAUGGCAAAUUUGGAACAUACAGUAUCGGGAAGGACAGCAAAUAUGAACUCCGCGUUUAUGACAACACUUUAAUAGGACAAAACCAUGCCGGCAUAAGAUGCGGGUGUUGUAAGGAGAUGGAUUGCAUGGGUGUAGUAUGGGCGUGUCAGGAAUGCCCCGGUAUUUAUCUCUGCAACAGCUGCUACUGUGGUGACCGACAUGAUAUAAGACACCCAUGCAAAAGGAUUUCCUCGCCUACAGAAAACGGUGUCGCCGUUGCAAAAAGGUCAGCUAGUUACAAAGUUCGAUCAACUGGAUUAUUUCUGGGGGCAAAAGUGAAACGAUUGCCAAUCAACGAGAAACAGUGUACACAACAUUUGAUGAGUACUCAACAGUCAUGUGAAGGUGGUACAUUAAUUUACUCACGUGAAGACGAUGGAGGAUUAGGAACAGUAACAGAGGUAAUUUCGAACGGUGAGAACGAAGGUGAUCGUAAAGCUGUGAAGGUCACGUGGUCUAACAACGAAAUGUCAAUAUGUUGCCCUGGGGAAGACGUUUUCUGUGUUGAAGAGAUGCCCGGAUUGUCAUACUACAGAGACCAUAUUCCUGUUCUUCGUUGUGAACAGGAUGACGAAGAAGAGAAAAAUACAGAAACCAAUUUUAAUCCUGCGAUAAAAAACAACAAAAUGACAAACAAAUCCACGGGUUAUGAUGACAAACCUAGUCAGCAUGAAAACAUUAGAAUUGACAAUAAUGAAACAGCUGCCGAACUGAAAAUUGAAAUUAAGAUAGGGGAUCAAGUGCGAGUCAUUGAUAACCUCGAACUUGUUAGAGCAUCGUUGAAAGAACAAUGGAGUGACAGCAUGAACGAUGUGAUCGGCAAGAUUGGAAUCAUAGCGCAAAUAUGUUCAGAUGGUAAUCUGGAGGUUGCUUUUGUUGGCAAAUCUUGGGUAUUUACGCCGGACUGUUGUGAAGUUGUCUCAGAAACGAAGUCGACCAGACCAUGCAAUACGGGGGAUGUGCUCGACACGGCGCCCGCCAGAAAUACCAUUCUGAACAAUUCGGAUCGUGCACUACAUCAUUUAGUAGGUGCACUUGGCGGAGAGGAACUAGCAACGGCAUUGGAACGGCUCUGUGAACAAUAUCCGUCACCUACAGAUGUACCACCUGGCUUCCUUUUCCAUGCGGUUUUGAACAAUAAUGCAGCCGUAUCAUUUCUUACUGCGACCCGAUGUCCUCAUUUGGUCAAUGCCAAGCACGACGACUGCACUGCACUGAUGUUUGCCUGUCAAAAAGGACACACAGAUAUCGCUAAAGUGCUAUUAAACUGCAACGCUGAUGUUAACAUCAAAAACUCCAAAGGAACUACUUCCCUUAUACUGGCCCUAGUGAAUGGUCACGAGCAGACGGCUCUGUUGCUACUCGAAGCGGGUGCUGAAGUCAAUUACAAAGACAUCCAGGGAAGAGUUCCUUUGCACUAUGCUUCACUCAAAUCAUCAACUGCUGUUAUAAAAAAAUUAAUUAUCAGGAAUGUCAACGUUAAUGCGCAGGAUGGCAACGGUGAUACACCCCUGAAUAUGGCAGUAUUGGCAGGCAAUGUUGCAGUGGCUGCUGAACUUAUACAGUGUCGGAACGUGAACCUUCUAAUAAAGAACAAACAAGGACAAACCGCAGUGUUCCUCGCCGCAAUUAAAAAUGAUGUGGCAACAACAGAAGCUAUUCUUCAGCGAUGUUCUGUACAGAAAUACCCAACAAUUGCAGAUGGGACGAUACAGGCCGCCACAUAUCACAAUAAUUUGGACGUUGUCCGUUUACUCAUAAAGAUGGGAGUUGAUGUAAAUCGUUCAAGUGAAGAUCAUUUACUUCCUUUACAUGAUGCUUGCUUAUCUGGAAACUUUGAGAUCUCUAAACUACUACUUAUAGCAGGUGCGGACGUAAACAAAAAAGACAUCAGUGGAGUAACACCUCUUCAUCUGUGUGUUUCACCUGAUUCACCGUACUUAAAUGCAACGGAGCAGACGGAGGUUUUUAAAACCAAUUUGAAAGCGACAACAGAAAUGAACGUCCGUAAUAAUACAACAGAGAAGCUUCAAGAGCGGACAGACUUAGCAUGUUUCCUUGUAAAACAUGGAGCGCGUGUGGAUAUUCUGGACGGCUUUGAUAAUACUCCACUAGAAGUUUGCAAAGAUCAGCAAAUGAAGGACCACAUUAUCCAGCAUGUUAAACUCCAUCGUGCAAGAGGCACAGAAGGGAUCAACCUUUAUGACCGGCUGUUAUCAAGAAUGGCGGUUCCAUGUGUCCAAUGCAAGACCAUCUUGUCGAACAUGCGGAUUGUCCCAUGCGGACAUAUUGUGAUUUGUCUAAAAUGCAUACCUACAUUGCGUGCUAACGAAUGUCCGAGAUGCAACACGCGUAUCGAAGAGUCAAUCUGUUUAUGUUAAUUCUUAAGUUGAUUUGAAUUUGCCAUAUUAAAUGUGCAUGGAAUGCCUACAGUAUAAUUAAUGAAGAUAUAUUUUCAUAACGCUUAUAAUGUACAUAUUUCUGAUUCUAAAACGCGUUUCUAAAUUUUUUCUAAUAGCGUUUUGUAUUUUCGAUCAAGUAAUUGAAGAGUUGAUCUGAUGAAAUUAUUGCUUAUUUAUCUCGUCACUUUAUUAAUUGCAUGUUAAUAGAAUAUAUGAACAUUUGACUAGACUAAAUAUACUAUUGAUAGUGCUAUAUUUUAUUUGCAUAAUUGUAUGUAAUAUUGGUUGCAUAUCCUUUGGAUAUCUCCAUCAAACUUAAUAAGUAUGUGUUAAUUACAGUCGUGACGAGUAUAUACGAGUCUUAUUAAAAACAGCACGCACGCUCCUGUGAUUGUGGUUAGGCUAUUAUAAACAUAUGGAAAGACUCUGUCAAAUUCAGAUUACUUUAGUACGCUAGUAGGAAGCGAAAAGUGUACGUACGUGUGGUUUUAUUAAUGCUGUAUUCCCAUAAAUAUGGUAAUCGACCCCAGGUAUGUAAUUAUUCGGAAGACGUAGAACAUUGAGUCCGCUGUCAGACUCGAUUAUCAUUUUUUUACUGAAAAUUAAACUUCUUACAGAUAUCAGGUCUACCUACUUUCAAUAGUAAUAUGAUGUAAUCUAGAAACCUGUAACCAUGUGCAGUUUUUCACUCAUUAAUAUUCCGCCGAUAACUGUGCUAACAUGAUUGAACUUAACUGACCUCAUGAACCGCAUAGUGUCUUCAUCUACAUCUUCUUUUAAUUGUAAUUGUUGGAAAGGUAUGCAUCUCCUUAAUUAGAUUUUUCUUCACCACUCUUGCGUGUAUAUUUUGAUUGUUAAAGCUAACUAAACAUUUAUAAAUAAACACUUAUUAUAUCAA
Dreissena polymorpha is the source of this 3708-nucleotide messenger RNA. Its product is annotated as E3 ubiquitin-protein ligase MIB2-like. Gene Ontology annotation, molecular function: zinc ion binding; protein binding; ubiquitin-protein transferase activity. Gene Ontology annotation, biological process: protein ubiquitination. The record is from RefSeq and is a predicted model, not a curated record. NCBI's taxonomy places the organism in Eukaryota, Metazoa, Mollusca, Bivalvia, Myida, Dreissenidae. Gene Ontology annotation, cellular component: cytoplasm. The transcript has 17 exons. Bases 234 to 2789 code for a protein of 851 amino acids.